Phalacrocorax carbo (great cormorant) is the source of this 978-nucleotide messenger RNA. NCBI's taxonomy places the organism in Eukaryota, Metazoa, Chordata, Aves, Suliformes, Phalacrocoracidae. The record is from RefSeq and is a predicted model, not a curated record.
GCGAUGGAUAUCCAGCUUCCCGUCUGGGUUCCUGGGCUGACACGCUGGGAUAUCGCAUGGGUCCCCAAAGAGCAAAGUAUGAAGCUGAAAGAGGCAAGUCUUCCCAGCGGUCAUCAGAAGUCCUGAAGGAAAUCCUGAAGGACCUGGACAAGGCAGCGCUUGAGAUGGACCGUGAGACUGCGGAGAAUGAGGCGCUUCAGGAAGGAGGCAGUCACGCGGUGCCAGUCUCUGAUGACAGAAGAGGGGCAAUUCAGUCAGUGGAGGUGCCAGGCGUGGAUGGCACGAGAAACAGAAAUGCUAUGGAUCCAAAAGCUUUCCAGAAGUACUGCAUAGAAGGCGCCGUGGCGGUCGUGGGCUCCAUAUUGCUUGGGAUGGUUUUCUGUUGUGUGAUCCGCCUGUGGAGGAAGAGAAGGCGGCGCCUCGCCGCAGCUUCGAGAGCCCGGCCCGACACCAGCAGCUGCCCCUCACACCCGGACACCUGGACUGCCCACCCCAGCACCUCCAAGAGCUGGACCCAACACCAGCAGCCGUCACAUGUGCCUGGAAAAGCGGCCCACCAGCCACGGAGCACCGGCGGGGAACCAGCCUCCACCAGCCCGGACGGCCGCCCGGCCCGCCCGCCUCCGCCCCGGCCCAAAUGGCUGUCCAACUCAGCCAGCCAGGUGUUGCGGGACCGGCCCAGCACCCUCCGGGCCCCGGAGAAACGGCAACCACCCCCUCGCCCCCCAAGCCCAUUUCUCCAGCCCUCCUGCAAGGGCCUGGGGCAGUCCCGCCAGGAUAUGGAUUUGGGGAGCGACGGUGAAUGCGAGGGCCAAUAGGGGAGUGACAACAAACACGAUUUCCUUGGAUGACAAGGUCACACACCUAGUUGGCCAAGAGAAGCCAGCUGAUGUGAUCUUUCUGGAUUUCAGUAGAGCUUUUGAUACUGUCCCUCACAGUCUCCUCCUGGGCAAAAUGUCCAGCACACAGCUGGAUAAA